Hermetia illucens (black soldier fly) is the source of this 566-nucleotide messenger RNA. RefSeq names its product ragulator complex protein LAMTOR3 homolog (gene Lamtor3). The record is from RefSeq and is a predicted model, not a curated record. Gene Ontology annotation, cellular component: Ragulator complex. Gene Ontology annotation, biological process: cellular response to amino acid stimulus; positive regulation of TOR signaling. NCBI's taxonomy places the organism in Eukaryota, Metazoa, Arthropoda, Insecta, Diptera, Stratiomyidae. The transcript is spliced from 3 exons. The coding region runs from base 102 to 476 and encodes 124 amino acids.
UCAAGGCUUCUCUAACAGCUGUUGAUGUGAAACAAAUGUCAACGCUAAUUGUGUUUUUGUUUUUCGCCUCAGAAUCGCUCCACUGAUCCUUUCGUAUUAAGAUGACCGACGACGUUAAGAGAUACUUUACAAAUCUUCUGCAGAAGGUCAGCGGUUUAUUCUGUAUUCUAGUCACAGACCGUGAUGGAGUUCCUCUGAUUAGAAUAGAUAACAAAACAAUUGAGGAUAUAGACCUGCCACCGUCAUUGUUUUCUACAUUUGCAUUGGCAACCGAUCAAGCAGGCAAACUAGGACUUGGGAAGAAUAAAACUAUUAUUUCUAUGUAUUCAAAUUAUCAGAUCGUACAAAUGAACAAAUUACCUCUGAUUGUUACUUUCGUUGGAACCGAAAAUUGUAACACUGGACAUAUUCUAGCUUUGGAAAAGUCAAUCGAUGGAUAUUUAGAUGAAAUCAAGUUGGCCGUCACUGAAUCGUAAACACUAAUAGAAUGUUACACGCAACAUUUUUUGCUUACAUUAUUUUAAACAUUUGCAAUUUAGAAUUGGAAUAAAACAUACUAAGAAUUA